Molecule: messenger RNA, 1551 nt
Organism: Truncatella angustata
Lineage: Eukaryota; Fungi; Ascomycota; Sordariomycetes; Amphisphaeriales; Sporocadaceae
Product: general substrate transporter
Exons: 5
Coding region: 1-1551 (516 amino acids)
Biological process (GO): transmembrane transport; carbohydrate transport
Cellular component (GO): membrane
Molecular function (GO): carbohydrate:proton symporter activity
Source: RefSeq, a predicted model, not a curated record
AUGGCGCGACAUUUGCCUAAGACAGACGAGGUCGCCGCGAAGGCUAACGCGUUCCACCAGGAGGAAGUCAUCGAAGAGGUGGACCAUGAGAUGAGCCCAUGGCAAUGUAUGCGUCAAAAUCCAAGAAUUGUGUUAUGGUCACUCUUUGCGAACAUUGGCGCGUGCCUUGUCGGUUACGAAAACCUUGUACUAUCAGUAUGUUUGGCCAUGCCAGCCUUCCAAAUGACUUUUGCCGAAGAGGUCAACGGGGCACUUACGAUCCCCGCCUACUGGCAAUCGGCAUGGAACGCCACCUAUAAUGCCGGCAUGAUGUUGGGAUCGCUCGCGGCCGGAUGGUCACAAGACAAGAUUGGACGAAAACUAGUUAUGACUAUUGCCAUUGUCCUUGCAUCAGCGGGAAUCGCAGUUGCUUUCAUUUCCAGCAGUUCUCGCGAAUUCCUUGGUGGCAAGAUCUUGACAGGCAUCGCCGUUGGAAUGAUGCAAACUACCACACAGACAUACGUGUCAGAGAUUGCCCCCUUACCGAUGCGCGGUAUCGCACUAUCGAUGAACAUUAUUAUGAUGAAUCUUGGUUUCCUUAUUGCCAUCUCAUCAACUUUCUCCCGAGUCGCUAUCAUCGACCCAAUGGCUUACAAGGUGCUCUUUGCUGCUGGCUGGGCAUUUCCUGGAGUACUCGCCAUCGGCCUCCCGUUUCUACCGGAAUCUCCGUACUGGCUUGUGUCAAAGAAUCGAAAGGACGACGCCAUCAAGGCACUCUCUCGUCUUUCCGGUCCCCACGAGGACGUGCUUGCCAGGACAGCUCAGAUCGAGGCUACGAUUGAACAUGAACGUCAGAAAGAAGCGACCAGUGCGACCUAUCUUGAGUGCUUCCGAGGGUCCAAUCUUCGGCGGACCUGCAUUAUCUUGAUCUGCAUGUAUAUGCCCCAGGUCGUUGGAGCCGUGCUGUCAUCUAACGCUCCGUACUUCCUCAACCAGACCGGACUUGACAGCCAUACCGUUCUCAUGCUUACCCAGGUCGGCAUCAGCAUGGGUGUAGUUUCGGCAAUUCUGAACAUUUAUUCGAUGAUGAAGUUUAAUCGACGAACGCUCAUGUUUUUCGGUGUCGGUCUAUGCUGUCUAAUGUACCUGAUCAUGGGCAUAGGUGCAGUCUUGCCGCGAUCAACUGGGUCGCUCAUGACGAUAGGUAUUGCACUACAGUUUACCUCCAUAACGUAUGGCCCUGCCAUAGGUUCCUCAAUGGCUGUGGCAGGUGAAGUCUCCGCCACCAGAUUGAGAGCAAAGUCUGUCGGUAUUGGCUAUACCUUCUCGUGUAUUGUCAGUAUCGUGUGGAACAUCGUGUUGCCUUAUCUCUUUAAUUCUGACGAAGCGAACUUGGGCGGAAACAUUGGUUGGAUUUUCUUUGGCAUGGGUUUGAUAAUGCUUGUGUUCUUGUUUUUCUUUGUGCCGGAGACGAAGGGACGUAGCUUUGACGAGCUAGAUAUUCUGUUCGAGCGUAGAGUUCCUGCUCGUGCUUUUGCGAAGUACGACUUGAACCAGCCGGGGACUUUGUAG